Molecule: messenger RNA, 162 nt
Organism: Racocetra persica
Lineage: Eukaryota; Fungi; Glomeromycota; Glomeromycetes; Diversisporales; Gigasporaceae
Source: the annotation of a GenBank genome assembly
CAAUCAUUGAUAGUGAUUGUCAAAACCAUAUAUCGCAAUCUGCUCAAUUUGCACCUUUUGACGCAAAUCGUAUGAUCAAUAAGGACUUUAUUUAUAUAGAUAAUCCAAAUGUGACAACAUUCAACACCUAUGUUGGUGGAGUGUGGCAGUUCGUCGACGAUG